Molecule: messenger RNA, 2941 nt
Organism: Macrosteles quadrilineatus (aster leafhopper)
Lineage: Eukaryota; Metazoa; Arthropoda; Insecta; Hemiptera; Cicadellidae
Product: sodium-independent sulfate anion transporter-like
Exons: 13
Coding region: 253-2148 (631 amino acids)
Biological process (GO): transmembrane transport
Cellular component (GO): membrane
Molecular function (GO): sulfate transmembrane transporter activity
Source: RefSeq, a predicted model, not a curated record
UGUCUGCUAACUAUACCAGCCAUAGUACUGUUAGUCGUUAAAAUAAUUAUGUUGUGUGCUGUGAUUUUUUAAAUUUGUGUAUUAAAGCUAUAUCUGUGAUAUCAGAGUGGAACCUUUCCUUGGCUGUUGACUGUUGGUGGUGAUUCUGAAUUCUAUUCCCAACGAUUCUUUUAACACAUAGGCCCAUCUUCAACUCAUACACUGCAAAGCAAAGAAUCGCCUAGCGACCAAACCAUGAACUAACAACCAAUAAUGGCAGACAAGACGCCCAGUAGACUUCGGAGGCUCCUCAACAGAAGAGUACCAGUAGUGUCUUGGCUACCCCAGUACUCUGCUGACAAAGCAAUAUGUGACCUCAUAGCUGGAGUCACUGUAGGUCUGACAUUGAUGCCCCAAGCCUUGGCCUACGCUGUGUUGGCCGGCCUGGAGCCUCAGUACGGUCUCUACUCGUCUUUCAUGGGAUGUUUCAUCUACUUGGUGUUUGGAAGUUGUAAAGACAUCACCAUAGGACCCACGGCGCUUAUGGCUUUGAUGACAUAUCAGCAAAUCAUUGGGAGGAACCCUGACUUUGCUGUGUUACUGUGCUUCUUAACCGGCAUCGUACAGAUGCUUAUGGGAGUGUUACAUUUAGGUGUGCUGAUUGAUUUCAUCUCCAUCCCAGUGACUGUUGGGUUCACGUCCGCCACGUCGGUGAUUAUCGCCGUUUCUCAGAUCAAAGGGUUGUUGGGACUCAAAUUUGAGUCCUCUGGCUUUCUAGACACCCUGCGUAAAGUCUGUCUACACAUUGAUGAGGCUAGGUUUGCCGACACUAUGCUGGGAGGAACAUGCAUCGUUCUUCUGCUUUUGCUCAGGAAAGUCAAGGACAUCAAGUUUACUGGCCCAGAAGGCAAGAUGACAGACAGACAGAAGCUGCUGACCAAAGCACUGUGGUUGUUGUCCACAGCCAGGAACGCUCUUGCUGUCGUCGUCUGUUCUUGCAUCGCUUACUGGUGUCACUCCAAUGGCCACACACCCUUUGUCCUUACUGGUACUGUAAGAUCUGGGCUUCCACCACUCCAGCUUCCCCCAUUCUUCACUACAGUCAACAAUAGAACCCUGGACAUCUUUGACAUGUGUUACGAGCUUGGUUCAUCCGUGAUUCUUGUCCCCAUCAUUUCAGUGCUGGGGAACGUGGCAAUCGCUAAAGCUUUUGCCAGUGGUGACUCUGUGGACGCCACUCAAGAACUGUUCACAUUAGGUUUGUGCAACAUGUUGGGUUCAUUUGUGUCAUCCAUGCCCGUGACAGGCUCGUUCUCAAGGUCGGCUGUGAACCAUGCUAGCGGAGUACGAACACCAAUGGGCGGUCUGUAUACAGGUUUCCUGAUCCUCUUGGCGCUGGGUGCUCUCACCCCCUACUUCUACUUCAUCCCCAAGGCAGCUUUGGCAGCUGUCAUCAUCUGUGCCGUCAUCUUCAUGAUAGAGUACGAAGUGGUGAAGCCAAUGUGGCGGUCUAGCAAGAAGGACCUUAUACCCACCAUAGCUACUUUCCUCCUCUGUCUGAUACUAGGGGUAGAGUAUGGUAUUCUGGUUGGGGUUGGUGUCAACAUCGUACUGUUGAUAUACCCAUCUGCUAGGCCCUACCUACACAUCGAGAAAGCAAAGAGCCUGGGCGGGGGAGAAUACCUCCUGGUGACCCCAGACAACAGUCUUUACUUCCCUGCCGUAGACUUCAUGAGGUCGCAGGUGGACCGAGCAGGGAUGAGGAAGGGCCAAGGUCAGCUACCAGUAGUGGUGGACUGUAGGUAUAUACUGGGCGCUGACUUUACUGCCGCUAAGGGUAUUGCCUCUUUGAUCUUGGACUUUAGCAGGAGAAAGCAGCCAAUCUACUUCUACAAUCCUCGACCAUCAGUAUUGUCUGUUCUGAAGGGAGUUUGUCUAGAGGAUUUUGUACACGUUGGCACAGAAGAGGAACUAGACUAUAUUAUACAGGAAAAUAACAAAUGCACUCCGAACAAAGAAAAUCACAGCGUGGAAAUGACAGAAAUAAACGAGCACUCUUAUCGACGGAGAAGCAGAACGAAAGAAGAAGAAACUCAUGCACAAGAACCACUACUAAGUAAUGGAUUGAGUAUCGUAAGAAACGCAAGUAAUAUUACUGAAGAUUCGUGAUUAAGGAACACUCAACUAGGCUACCUUAGAUGUUAUGGUAAAGAGAAAAUGUUAAUGCAGAGUUCUCUAUUAUUCUGUAAUCUGUAAUUUCGAAUACAGAUUUACUUUUACUUUGACAUUGUGUCUUGAGAAAAGUAUGUAAUUUGAAUUGUCUGAGUCUUGCCAACUUUUGUAAGUGUCAUAGUUUCAUUUGUGAAACAUUUUUUAAACUAUUUGACAUUCCCUUGUUAAAUUUGUAAUUUAUGUAAGUUGCCGUAUAAUUACAGCAUGUUUCAAACCUUUUCUAAAUGUGACUUUCUACAGUUUGACUUAAAAAUGGAACGAUAACAAAUUUUGAAGAAUAAUUAAACAUGACAUAAUUAGUAAAAAUUUGAAGAUUGCAUACGCUAACAAAUUCCUAUAUAAAAAUAUCUUACCUAGUAUUUUGGGAUUUGUUAGUAUAUUUUUUUUCAAUUAUAGUUUGUUUUCCAAUCGCUCACAACUAUCAAGAUCAAAUCUUGAACCUUAAAGGAUUCAUCGAAAUCUGUGUCUUUCUUUUACUUGGAUAGUUUAUUUUACAACUAUUGGUACUGUUCUGGCACAAUAAUUUUUUUUUACAUUUUAUUGAAUAAUGGUUGUUGUUAAUGGAAUUCAAUGAGUUUGUUAAGUGAUUUCCAAGUUAGAAUCUCAAGGUAAAGUUAAACUUAUAUUGGUUAAGUUAUAAGUGUUUCUUUUUUUAGUGUAUCGCUUAUUAUUAACUUUUAGUGUUCCUUAAAUCUGAUGAAUACUAUUAUUAGCAUGAAUAUUUCACUUA